AAAACGAGGCCUAAAAGCGACUUGUCUUGGAACAAAUGGGGGGAAAGUACGGACUAGGGUUCGCUGCAAAAGAUUUUGCAUUACAAUGUACAUUGUCAAGACAUACAUCGCAUCGCAUGUCAGCCAUUGGGAAAGGGUCCAUAUGAAGUACGGGGCGUGGUCUUCACAGUCUUAGGACCUACAUAGUCAAUAUGGCUACGCUAGAAGCACAGGAUGACCGGACCCCACCCAAGGGCGGUGAUGGAUUACCAGCCCACGAGCAUGUACAUGGGAGGAACAUGCUCGGCGAUUCGGUGACUCAAUUCAGGAUAGACGAAGAUAAGAUUGAUGGUCCCCAGCGCUACAAGAAGCCGGCCAAAAAAGCACCCCCUACCUACUGCAAAAAGAACGACGAGCAUAUUAUCCAUCCACCCCCCAACACAGGACAACAGGCGUCCGAGAUUUUGGAUUCGAGACAUAUAGGUCAUGGGAAGUGGGCUGACGAAGAGAUCUCGGUGGGCCGGGUGACUCCUUCGGUGGCUCAAAAAUGUGUCCCGGCGACUCCGUUUCCAGGUGGUGUAGAAAUUGAGGCAAACGCCUCCUCCCUCUUUGAGUCUGUCACGUUACUUCGGACACCAGAAAGAAACCUCGGCGAAGGGGGGUAAAGAGGUGGGACUAUGAUCACGUAAGGAGUCCCGGGAGGAUCGACGAGCCGGACGGACGCGUGUACGGAUAGGAACGAACGUCGCAGGGCCGGUAGCAAAGGGAUAAGGGGUGACGAGUUUGUUUCACUACUUUAUUUUGUGGCAGAUUGUAAAGGGGGC
Messenger RNA from Sodiomyces alkalinus F11, 803 nucleotides. RefSeq lists its product as hypothetical. The record is from RefSeq and is a predicted model, not a curated record. Lineage: Eukaryota; Fungi; Ascomycota; Sordariomycetes; Glomerellales; Plectosphaerellaceae. The coding region runs from base 192 to 644 and encodes 150 amino acids. The transcript has 8 exons.